UCCUCGCUUUCUCUUCUCCCCUUCGAAUUCUCCGAAAACCCUCUCUUUUUCUUCUCCAAAUUCCUCUAAUUUCUCCAUUGUUAGAAGAACAGUUCGAAGAUCUCGCUCCCAUGGCUUCUCUGGUGCUAGAAUGUCAGCAGUGGAGCUUGAGCCAUCACUUAUUGUAAAGAAAAAGGCAUCUGAGAUUUCCAAUGAAUUGAAAGGAACAUCCAUUUUUCUUGUUGGGAUGAGUUGCUCCAUGAAAACAACAUUGGGGGAGCUUUUAGCUGAUGCAUUAAGAUACUACUACUUUGACAGUGAUGGUUUGGUUGAGCAAGCUGCUGGUGGUGAGGCUGCGGCUAAAUCCUUUAGGGAUACAGAUGAAAAGGGUUUUCGUGAUUCUGAGACAGAAGUUCUAAAGCAGUUAUCAUCUAUGGGCCGUCUGGUAGUUUGUGCUGGAGAUGGUGCUGUCCAGAGCUCCACCAAUCUGGCUUUAAUGAGACAUGGCAUAUCAAUUUGGAUAGAUGUUCCUUUGGAUAUGUUAGCAAAUGAGAUUCUAAAGACCGAGGCCUCGUCCACUAUCUCUCAAGCUACAUCCAAUUCUGAUACUUUUAUAGAGGUUAUGGAGGAGCUCUCAAAGGUGUACUAUGAAAUGAGAAAAGGAUAUGGAACUGCAGAUGCAACUGUCUCACUAGAAAAAGUGGCUGCUGAGCUGGGUUGUGAAGAUCUCAGCACGGUCACUGCACAAGAUAUGGCAAUCGAGGUGCUAAAAGAGAUUGAGAGAUUGACAAGAGUGAAGAAGAUGAUGGAAGAAGCUGCCAGACCAUUUUAGUAGCAACCAUCGAGGAUGGUGGCUCCAAGAAAUUAUCGAAAAAAGAACGGACUGAAAAUGCAGAAACCAUCAAAAAUGGCAAAAGGGGUUUGAUAUCAGUCCACUAAUAAAGUAUGAGCUCGGAUGUUGCGUAAAUCUUCAUGUAAAUUGCAUAGGAUAUGAAGUUUAAGUUUCUAUUGGAAUUUCAAGACCGAAGCCCUUUCUGCCUUGCUUGUGCACUAUCUUGUACCAAAAAUGUGCAGGCAACAAAAUUUAUGCCAGUUGAUGUGUUUUCUUAAAGGUAAGCAAACUGGUAUUUGUUUUUAACAUGUUCUGUAUAUUUGUAUUUACUUCUAUAAAUCACCUCAGAGCUUUCUGAUGGAAACCGUAAUUCAUAUUUUGGACUCAAAUGAAA
This is a messenger RNA of Asparagus officinalis (garden asparagus), 1205 nucleotides long. RefSeq names its product probable inactive shikimate kinase like 1, chloroplastic. NCBI's taxonomy places the organism in Eukaryota, Viridiplantae, Streptophyta, Magnoliopsida, Asparagales, Asparagaceae. The transcript has 11 exons. Gene Ontology annotation, cellular component: chloroplast. The record is from RefSeq and is a predicted model, not a curated record. The coding region runs from base 131 to 811 and encodes 226 amino acids.